UGUCAUGAUGAUUGCAUUCAAAGUAAAGGCUCUAAUUUGCCAGGUGAAGAUCAGUCAUUUAAGAAGACAUCUACUGUUUGCAACAACGAAUCACAGAUGCAGACACACAAAGAGUAAUUCAAAUAAACUACUCAGUUACAGGCCACCUGAUUGGGCAAGCCACCUUCAAAUGAUUCCAUUAUUGAAAGUUAAGCUUUUUCAGCCAUUUACACCUAUUCAUAAAUGGAGUCUUCCAGAUAUACCAGAUGAUAUUGAUAUUUAUAUCAAGCGAGAUGACAUGACUGGAUCUGUUUUAUCAGGUAACAAGGUACGAAAACUGGAGUUCUUACUAGGUGAAGCCUUAGCAACUGGUUGCCAAGCAGUGAUAACAUGUGGUGGAGUUCAGUCAAACCAUUGUCGCACAACAGCAGUUGCAGCUAAACAACUUGGUAUUGAAACUCAUCUUCUACUCAGGGCCAGGUCAGAGAACCUUUCUGAGACUGGUUGUCAUGGGAACAUGUUACUGAACAGUUUGAUGGGUGCAUCCAUGUACUUGGUUCCCAUAAAAGCUCAAGAGAAGACCGACCUUGAGCCAAGAAUGCAGCGGCUUGCCGACAGACUGCAAGAGGAAAAGGGUAUUAAAGCAUAUUCGAUCCCUAUUGGCGGAUCCAAUGUUGUUGGUCUCCAUGGUUACUUGUGUGGCUGGCAAGAACUCUUAGAACAGGGAGUGACUGACAGGUUUGAUGAUGUCAUACUAACUGUAGGCAGUGGUGGAACAGCAGCUGGUGUUGCUAUUGGGAACUUCCUUACUGGAUCCCAUCUCAGGGUGCAUGCCUUUGCUGUGUGUGUAAUUAACAAUUAUGUUAAUGUCAUGAUGAUUGCAUUCAAAGUAAAGGCUCUAAUUUGCCAGGUGAAGAUCAAUCAUUUAAAAGGACAUCUACUGCUUGCAACAACAAAUCGCAGAUGCAGACACACAAAGAGUAAUUCAAAUAAACUACUCAGUUACAGGCCACCUGAUUGGGCAGGCCACCUUCAAAUGAUUCCAUUAGUGAAAGUUAAGCUUUUUCAGCCAUUUACACCUAUUCAUAAAUGGAGUCUUCCAAAUAUACCAGAUGAUAUUGAUAUUUAUAUCAAGCGAGAUGACAUGACUGGAUCUGUUUUAUCAGGUAACAAGAACCUUUCUGAGACUGGUUGUCAUGGCAACAUGUUACUGAACAGUUUGAUGGGUGCAUCCAUGUACUUGGUUCCCAUAAAAGCUCAAGAGAAGACUGACCUUGAGCCAAGAAUGCAGCAGCUUGCCGACAGACUGCAGUAA
Molecule: messenger RNA, 1294 nt
Organism: Anneissia japonica
Lineage: Eukaryota; Metazoa; Echinodermata; Crinoidea; Comatulida; Comatulidae
Product: bifunctional D-cysteine desulfhydrase/1-aminocyclopropane-1-carboxylate deaminase, mitochondrial-like
Exons: 10
Coding region: 5-1294 (429 amino acids)
Molecular function (GO): D-cysteine desulfhydrase activity
Source: RefSeq, a predicted model, not a curated record